AUGGCUCUACAUUUACUUGCUCUUGGUGCUCUUGGCGCAGGAGUGGCAGCCGUUGGCGCCGUCGGACUUGGUGCAGCAGUUGCAUAUAAAGUAGGUUCCGCCUUUGGUACGACAGUCGAACAAGUAUAUGAGCGGCAAGCUAUGGAUAGUUAUUACAACCAGCAACAAUAUCCUCAAUAUUCACAACACCAGUAUUAUCAGUAUCAAGAACCGAGCAGACAUCAUCAUCAUCAUAGUUACCACUCUUCUCAUUAUCGACAUUGA
Messenger RNA from Adineta steineri, 264 nucleotides. Lineage: Eukaryota; Metazoa; Rotifera; Eurotatoria; Adinetida; Adinetidae. The record is from the annotation of a GenBank genome assembly.